Molecule: messenger RNA, 1631 nt
Organism: Mus pahari (shrew mouse)
Lineage: Eukaryota; Metazoa; Chordata; Mammalia; Rodentia; Muridae
Gene: Kcng3
Product: potassium voltage-gated channel modifier subfamily G member 3
Exons: 2
Coding region: 14-1315 (433 amino acids)
Biological process (GO): protein homooligomerization; potassium ion transmembrane transport
Cellular component (GO): voltage-gated potassium channel complex; membrane
Molecular function (GO): delayed rectifier potassium channel activity; protein binding
Source: RefSeq, a predicted model, not a curated record
GGGGCGGCCAGCCAUGACCUUCGGGCGCGGCGGGGCGGCCUCGGUGGUGCUGAACGUGGGCGGCGCCCGGUACUCGCUGUCCCGGGAGCUGCUCAAGGACUUCCCGCUGCGCCGCGUGAGCCGGCUGCACGGCUGCCGCUCGGAGCGCGACGUGCUCGAGGUGUGCGACGACUACGACCGGGAGCGCAACGAGUACUUCUUCGACCGGCACUCGGAGGCCUUCGGCUUCAUCCUGCUGUACGUGCGCGGCCACGGGAAGCUGCGCUUCGCGCCGCGGAUGUGCGAGCUCUCCUUCUACAACGAGAUGAUCUACUGGGGCCUGGAGGGCGCGCACCUGGAGUACUGCUGCCAGCGCCGCCUAGACGACCGCAUGUCCGACACCCACACCUUCCACGCAGCAGACGAGCUGGGCCGCGAGCAGCCUCGACCCGCCGGACCCGAGACCGCUCCCUCCCGGCGCUGGCUGGAGCGCAUGCGGCGGACCUUCGAGGAGCCCACGUCGUCGCUGGCCGCGCAGAUCCUGGCCAGCGUGUCUGUGGUGUUCGUGAUCGUGUCCAUGGUGGUGCUAUGCGCCAGCACGCUGCCCGACUGGCGCGCGGCGGUUGCCGACAACCGCAGUCUGGAUGACCGGAGCAGGUACUCCGCCAGCCCUGGGAGGGAACCCUCCGGGAUAAUUGAAGCUAUCUGCAUAGGCUGGUUCACCGCGGAGUGCAUCGUGCGGUUCAUCGUCUCCAAAAACAAGUGUGAGUUUGUCAAGAGACCCCUGAACAUCAUUGACUUACUGGCAAUCACACCCUAUUACAUCUCUGUGCUAAUGACAGUAUUUACAGGCGAGAACUCUCAACUGCAGAGGGCUGGGGUCACCUUGAGGGUCCUCCGAAUGAUGCGGAUCUUCUGGGUGAUUAAGCUUGCCCGGCACUUCAUCGGUCUGCAGACAUUGGGCUUGACUCUUAAGCGAUGCUACCGAGAGAUGGUUAUGUUACUUGUCUUCAUCUGUGUUGCCAUGGCAAUCUUUAGUGCACUCUCUCAGCUCCUUGAACAUGGGUUGGACCUGGAGACAUCCAACAAGGACUUCGCCAGCAUCCCCGCUGCCUGCUGGUGGGUGAUUAUCUCUAUGACUACAGUUGGCUAUGGAGAUAUGUAUCCUAUCACGGUGCCUGGGAGAAUUCUUGGAGGAGUUUGUGUUGUCAGUGGGAUUGUUCUGUUGGCGUUACCUAUCACUUUCAUCUACCAUAGCUUUGUGCAGUGCUACCACGAGCUCAAGUUUAGAUCGGCUAGAUAUAGUAGGAGCCUCUCGGCUGAGUUCCUGAAUUAAUGUGUUGCAAACCGGUCCUUGUGCACACUUCCUCUGGUAGAGUUGACACUACUUCUUAUUCAUGUGUUUCUCCCUGGGUGAGCACUGCAAUGAUGUUGUCCUCCUGUUGGAAGGGUGACAUUAUUCUUCCCAGCUGAAGGGAUAAAGCGGUUUCCUUAUGGAGUCGUCAGGACUGGGACCACACACACAGGAAAGUAUCAGGAGAGAAAAUGCUAGGACCAGGUUUUUAGCCCCUCUCGUCUCCCUCCACCUCACCUCGCACAGCUACAGUGUGGUAGGCCUGUUCUUAAGCACAUUAUUUGAACACUUUAAAGCA